CUCCAAAAUCUUGUCGCCUCAUAAUCCAUGGCCUAACCCACCAACGACGGCGGCGGCGUUUUUUCUUAGUUUCUAAUAAAUUUUGUAUCUUGCGACAUUCUUCAAGCAGGGCUGUAGUUAUUAUUUCAACUCCAAUACUCACUAAUGAAAAAAAAAUGAAACACUUGAAAGGUGUAAAUUGUUUCGCUUUCACUAUUCACUAGCACUUUCAUCCGCAGUGUACAUCAAAAGUGCAAAAUGUAAAUUCGCUUUUAAAGGCGCGUUUUCACGGUUCACUUUGGAUGAUCAUCCCGGAUGAAUCAUCCAAAGUGAUCGCGACGAUGAAAGUAAAGGCCCAAUUACAUUUGUCACUUUUGAUGAUCAUCUUGGAGGAAUCAUCCAAAGUGACAAGUAUAAAUUGCCUUUCAUUGUGAUUUCAUCCAAAGUGUACACUAAAGAUGAAGGAUGAAAGAUAUCGACCCCCGACCAACUUUUGAUGAAAGAGUCGUUCAUCGAGAGUGAAUGCCCAGUGACAAAUGUAAACUGCCGACGCACGUUCACUUCACAAACACUAGUUGAUUGUUUUGGGUUUUGGUAUUCGCGUAGUUUUAAGUAGGUAGUUUUAUUUGAUUUAAAUUAUUGUAGGAGUUUUGUGCAUACCUAUUGUCGUGGCAAUGUCAUUCAGGUGGCAAGAUAAACACAUGGAACUAUUUCUAGAAAGUUAUCAGCGGUAUGAGUGCUUGUGGAAUAAUAAAUGCAGUGAUUACAGCAAAUCAAACGUACGGGAAAAAGCGUACUUAUCAAUGCUGGCCGAUUUAAAUUUGCCUGGAUUAACUGUACCCGACAUCAAGGCAAAAAUAAAAACUAUUAGAACACGUUGUGGGGCAGAACUUUGCAAGAUAAAAAAUUCAGAAAGAAGUGGAGCUAGUGCUGAUGACGUUUAUGAGCCCAGACUAUUCUGGUUUAAACUUGCAGACGUGUUUCUCCGCAGCAUAUGCACUCCAAAAGCAAGUUCAUCAAACUUGAAGGAGUUAGAAUCGACGAGAAAGGGCAUUUCUGGAAAAGCAACCGAUGAUAGCCAACAUUUGGAAGAACGUGAACAGCAAACUGAGCAAACGGCACACAUUCAGGACACUGAACAGCAAACUGAGCAAACAGCACACAUUCAGGACACUGAGGCAACAUCUCCAAAUACGAUUGCAACGUCUUCGGCGGUAAUUAAGAAUACUCCAAAAAACACAAAGGGGCGUAAACGUUCCCUCAAUACUACUAUUUCGGGGGUUCAGGACGCAAUAAAACAAUUGAAAACACUAUCGGAAGAAAAUAAGGAGGAUCUGAACGAAUUCGACGUGUUUUGUGAGAGCCUUGCUAUACAGUUGAAAAAAAUGCCUUUAAAUAGGGCUCUUAUCUGUCAAGAACAUCUACAGAAAGUGAUGACGCAAGAACGACCCUUCCAACUCACAUCAAACCCUCAGUCUCACUCAUCCAUGUCACCUGCUGAUUAUCAACAGUCCAUACCAACUUCAGGCCGGUACUCUGCGAUGUCAUCAGGGCAAAGCAGCACACAUUCACGGCAGUCACAAAACCAUUACUACCAAUCUACCGAAAAAGAUGACGAUUAUGAAAGCACUCAAUAUACCAGUGAUGUUUUGUCCGAUGCCCUUUCUUCAGCGGGAUUAAUAGUUGGUGAUGAAUUAAUGCCUUUAUAA
This is a messenger RNA of Photinus pyralis (common eastern firefly), 1688 nucleotides long. RefSeq lists its product as uncharacterized. The record is from RefSeq and is a predicted model, not a curated record. Lineage: Eukaryota; Metazoa; Arthropoda; Insecta; Coleoptera; Lampyridae. The transcript has 2 exons. The coding region runs from base 654 to 1688 and encodes 344 amino acids.